This is a messenger RNA of Setaria italica (foxtail millet), 1632 nucleotides long. Its product is annotated as ubiquitin carboxyl-terminal hydrolase 4. Gene Ontology annotation, biological process: protein deubiquitination. The coding region runs from base 165 to 1430 and encodes 421 amino acids. The transcript has 6 exons. Lineage: Eukaryota; Viridiplantae; Streptophyta; Magnoliopsida; Poales; Poaceae. The record is from RefSeq and is a predicted model, not a curated record. Gene Ontology annotation, cellular component: nucleus; cytosol. Gene Ontology annotation, molecular function: cysteine-type deubiquitinase activity; cysteine-type endopeptidase activity.
GACAGUAGUGACAUGCUCGAUUGCUCGCGCUCCCUCCUUCCCACCGCCUCCGUCUCGAUCCCUCCACCCCUCCUGCCUUUCGCAUAGUCAGACGCCUCCUCCUGACCUCCUCCGCCGCCUUCUGCCGCCGCGACGCGCGUUGGCCGAGCCGCCGGAACCCUAGCAUGGCGAAGACGGCGCGAUCGCCCACGGCGGAGGCUUCCCCGCCGGCGGCCGCGGACAAGCACCGCUCCGGCUCCGCUGCCGGGUCGGGGCUCCGGUCCCUCGCCAGCGCCGCCUCCGGGUGGUGGGACCGGUGGGCGGUCAUGGGCUCCGGCCUCUCCAAGCUCGAGCGGGCCUUCGGCGACCAGUUCCCCGAGGGCGAGCGCUACUUCGGCCUCGAGAACUUCGGCAACACCUGCUACUGCAACAGCGUCCUCCAGGCACUUUAUUAUUGCACUCCGUUCAGGGAGCAGUUACUGGAAUACUAUGCCAAGAGCAGAAAUGUUGAAGAUGCUGAAGAAAAUUUGUUGACCUGCCUAGCAGAUCUUUUUUCACAGAUAAGUGCAUCAAAGAAAAAAACUGGUGUUAUCGCUCCAAAACGUUUCAUUCAAAUGGUUAGGAAACUGAACGAAUAUUUUCGCGGUUACAUGCAUCAGGAUGCCCACGAAUUUUUGAAUUUCCUACUGAAUGAAAUUGUUGAUAUCCUGGAAAAAGAGACUAGGUCUGCGAAGGUUUCUCCCGAGACCACAUCUCCUGAAAAGGUCUCAAAUGGGGCAGCUGUGAAUGGAGUCAGAAAAGAGCCACUGGUUACAUGGGUACAUAAGAAUUUUCAGGGUACUUUGACCAAUGAAACCAGAUGCCUAAUGUGUGAGACAGUCACUGCAAAGGAUGAGACAUUUUUUGACUUGAGUGUUGACAUUGAACAGAAUAGUUCACUCACAAGCUGCCUGAAGAAUUUCUUUUCCACUGAGACUUUAAAUGCGGAUGACAAGUUCUUCUGUGAUAAGUGCUGCAGUUUGCAAGAAGCAGAGAAGAGAAUGAAGAUUAAAAAGGUGCCGCAAAUAUUGGUGAUCCACCUAAAGCGCUUCAAGUUCAUCGAGCAGCUUAACCGGCACAAGAAGCUGUCUUAUCGGGUGGUUUACCCCUUGGAGCUGAAGCUCAGCAGCAACUCUGAUGAUGCUGACUGCGAGUACUCCCUCUUUGCCGUGGUGGUGCAUCUGGGUAGCGGCCCAAACCAGGGACACUACGUAGCCAAGAUCAAGAGUCACGACCACUGGCUGUCCUUCGAUGAUGACAAUGUAGAGAUGAUCCCUGAGUCCACCCUGCAGACGUUCUACGGCUCUUCUCGUGAAUAUUCUGGCAACACGGAUCAUGGCUACAUCUUGUUCUACGAGCGCGUUGGUGGGAAUUGUGACGAGAAGGCCGACCCUCCUGAGGGUAGCGUGUGACCUUAGGCAUUGGAUCUUGUGUGGUUUAGUGUACAUAUGAUUUAGCAAACUUUAAAUUGAUAAAGAGUGUGAAGCUGCUGUCCAUUGGUGUACAAAAGUAAAGUUUUUUUUCCCCUGAGCACGAAAAAUGAGAGGCUAGUUUGGACUUCGGAGUUCAGAUUGAAGUUGUUAUAAAGGAGCAAUCCAUUUGAUUUUGUUUUGA